UUCGUAUCCCUCUGCGGAGCUCUCAGUGCUGCUGCACGCACCACACGCUGCUAUUUGCUUGAACACUCUUUAUUCAGACCAUCUGUGGCCAGGCACAGGACAGGGCUGCCAGAUGUCAACAAGAGGAGAUGUUCAGCCUGAAAUUGGUUUGUUUUAUUUACAUAAGCUUCAGUUUCUCAGUCUGAAAUCACCCAGCGUAUGGGGAGGGAAAGCUGUGUGUGUUAUUUCCUCCUGAAACCAUGAUGGAUGAGGUACCGUGAGCAACAUGAGGCAGGUGAGCUGCUGUUUGCUUUUGUACAGCCAGCAAUGCUGAGUGCACAGAGAGGAACAAUAUGAAUAACAAUGGACAGAGGGUGGUGGCACCAACUCUGGGCAUGGAUGUUUUUCUAUGCAAACCUGCAGAGACAGAGAACUCCUCACACAGGAUUUUCUUCCUUUCAAGGAUCACACGUGGCAGGAGAGGACACACGAGUGUUUCUGCAAGUCCAGGGAGAGACGUUCAGAGCCAACUGCUCAUACGACGUGCAAAAGUAUUUACGUGAGAAGAAAUACUGGUGCAAGGAACAAGCAGAAAGAAACUGUCCAGACCUAACCCUGAGCUUCCCUUCAGAAGGAAGGGCUGCUCCUACCCGAGCUCUGCACCAUCCAGCUGAGCUCAGAGACUCCAGAGGCGGCUGGUUUUCUGUAAUGAUGAGAGCCCUUCAAAAAGAGGACUCUGGCACAUAUCAGUGCGGAGUCUGGGUUGGAAUGAAGCAGGUUUUGCUGCAGAGAAUACAGAUGGUGGUUUCACCGAAGGAACCUGUAACAGUGUUGGCCAAAAAAGGGAAAUCUCUGUUCCUCCACUGCUCCUAUUCCGUGACAGUCAACGUCGGAGAACUCCAGCAUUUUAUUUGGUGCAGAAUGGUGUCCCAAAUUAGAUGUCAACCUGUUGUCAGAGGUAACGCUGAUCACAGUGCUGUUAAAGCAGGGAGGACUGAAAUGAUGAACGACUUCCCAUGGAAAAUGAUUACAGUGUCGCUGAAAAAGCUCCAACUUAAUGACUCGGGAGAGUAUCAUCUCGAGAGCCAUUUCCAGGGGAGAAACAAACUGCUGAGGAGGGUCGUGCUGAAAGUUUUGGACGGCGCAGAAAGCAGCAAAACUGAACGUGCUGAGUGGAAACUAUCAGAUUUUCCUGACCUGACUGAAGAACGCGGGAGGGGAGGGGAAAAAUGGAAUAUAGAUGCCAGCCCCACAGAUGACAGCAGAAAGGACCAGAGGACUUCCUAUGCUGUCAUGGCACUGAUUUCCUUACUGGCUACAGCCGCCCUGGUAGCUACUGUGACACUCAUCAGCAGCUACAUCGGGAAGAAGAGGGCAGGAAAAGAGAUGGACUUGGACAGACAUGCUGCAUUCAGCAAGGGAGAGCUGCAGGAAGGAAGAGAAAAAGCAAGUAGAAUGCCAGACGGGGACCAGAACGAGAGCAUGAUAUAUGCUGCAAUAAGGCACCAAUGUCAACCCAAACCUGAAGAUGUCAUGUAUGUCAACACACAACCUUCACCCAAAGUCUUCUUCCUUCAGGAAGCACCAGGGAGCUCACAGCACACGGGGCCUGUGGAAUAUGCCACCCUUAUCUUCAAUGAUGCGACUCCAUGAUCAGAAACUGAAGAGCAAAAAGCAGGUGCACUGAAAGCAAGCAGCACAAAGCCUUCAGCUUAUGGACAGAACGCGGCUGAACUGAGCUUAGAAACAAACCGCUUGUAACCAAUUGCUGGAGCUGUGCACACACGGGAUUGCUGGGAGGAUGAGACACAUGGAUGCACAAACCUCCCCUGAAAAACAACCACACUUUUCUAAUAGCACGGCAGCACAAUUCAGCUGAACAAACACUGAAAGGCUGCGGCACAUUCGCUUUCUGCACAGGGCUCUAUUUUUAAGCAGGGAGCAGCUCUAAACCCAACUCCAGGAAACAGGCUGGCUGUGAUAGCGGCAGGUCCAGCACUGGGCUGUGAGAUAUGGGAGCACAGCACUUCCCUUUGGACUCCCAACUCAUUUAUGUAUGUGCAUGUGAAAUGUUAAUUACUGCCCAUUGAUUAGGACCAGAACAGCAAAGUGGUGAGGAACAUACUGAAUUAUAGCACAGCAGUUGUUCCAUGCAAUGCUCCCAAUGUGUUUCACUAAACCAGGGCUUCGCUGCAUAGUAUUUGCCCAUGUAAGAUGUCUUCAUUCAGACCGUAUGUAUAACUUUGGGUUUCCUUGACUUCUCUGUUUGUUUAUUAAUAUCUCACCCAUGCUGCAGUGUAACUCUGCCUUGGCUCUGCUGUAAAUUACACUCAUUCCAAUCAAACUACUGAACCCUGUUAUCACAGUGAUAAGCACAAACACCCCCAGGAAUUAUGGAUAACUCCCAAAAUAAAGCAAAGAUUCUCAACCCUCUGA
This is a messenger RNA of Coturnix japonica (Japanese quail), 2415 nucleotides long. RefSeq lists its product as uncharacterized. Gene Ontology annotation, molecular function: signaling receptor activity. NCBI's taxonomy places the organism in Eukaryota, Metazoa, Chordata, Aves, Galliformes, Phasianidae. Gene Ontology annotation, cellular component: cell surface. The record is from RefSeq and is a predicted model, not a curated record.